Messenger RNA from Mycotypha africana, 869 nucleotides. RefSeq lists its product as uncharacterized. NCBI's taxonomy places the organism in Eukaryota, Fungi, Mucoromycota, Mucoromycetes, Mucorales, Mycotyphaceae. The transcript is spliced from 3 exons. The record is from RefSeq and is a predicted model, not a curated record. Bases 239 to 826 code for a protein of 195 amino acids.
CUGAAGUGAUCAAAUUUGCUGGUGCAUCAGCCAAGUCUGAUAUUUGGUCUCUAGGCUGCACCAUUGUGGAAAUGCUGACGGGGAAGCCUCCAUAUGCAGGAAUACCCUCUUUUGCAGCUCUUUAUCGGAUAGUAGAAGAUGAAGAACCACCUCUUCCUGAAAACAUACAAUUGUCUGAGAGUUUUUACUAGCCUGUUUCAAAAAGAAUCCAACCGAAAGGCCUUCAGCUGAGGAUUUGAUGAAAUUUAAAUGGAUGAAGCCUUAUUAUGACCAAGAACAGGUGUCGUUAGCGACAACAUCAACACACAACCAAGCUACUACACGCAAUAAAAAGGAUACAUACCUGGAAUUAGCGAACGACCAGCAACGAUCGGAAGAGUCGUUCACCUCUAUGACAAUAAGUGGUAACCACUCUUCAAGUCAUCGCUUUAUUGACUAUCAAACCUAUCAAAAAGGGGAAAAAUGCUGUGGUUGCUUGGUACAAAUGAAGAGAUUAUGGGUGAAAAACUGUCAAGAUUGUCAAAUGAAAUUCCAUCCACAUUGUAUCAAUAGAGCGCCUCCGUGCACUAAAGGCUACCAUAUUCCCUCAACAGUUAUUAACCCUAUGAGCACAGUUACAGACGAUAAAAAAAUUACCUCUCGUUAUACACCGCUGGGACCCCUAAGUACUCAAACCAGAAAAGGUUAUUUAUCUACUUCCCGACAACCGUCGCAGCAACCAUCAUCCCCACCACGAUACCACCAUCAUUACAAAACUGAUGGAUAUUCACGAAGCAAGACAGAUAACAAUAUUCAAAGACAUUUUAUCUCGUCUAUCAUGACAUGAAUGCAUUAUACUAAUUUGCAUUUCCUAAUUAUAUGCAACUUCU